AUGCAAGACGGGAUCGCGAACUCGAAUGCGGACAAGCUAGACAGGCUCACGACGAUGAAUAUGGAGAAGCUGGUUGUGUUCAAGGCCAGUUCGAGUACGGACAGGCUGAUCGGAUUCACGGCAGAAUCGAGUACGAACAUGCAGGCUGAGUCCCCGGUGGACUCGACUAAUAGACAUGCUGGACGCGUUCACGCCAAACUCGAGUACUAG
Messenger RNA from Phytophthora nicotianae INRA-310, 210 nucleotides. RefSeq lists its product as hypothetical. The transcript has a single exon. Bases 1 to 210 code for a protein of 69 amino acids. Lineage: Eukaryota; Oomycota; Peronosporomycetes; Peronosporales; Peronosporaceae. The record is from RefSeq and is a predicted model, not a curated record.